AGAAAUAUGAAAAUUUGUUUAUUUUCAAGUAAACCUUAUUGGCAAAAAUGGUUUGGAAAUGUUAAUAGUGAAUAUAAAAUAGAUUAUUUUACUCAACCUCUAAAUAUUAAUACUGUCAAAGAAACAAAAGGAUAUCAAGCAGUUUGUUGCUUUGUAAAUGAUGAUUUAAAUAAAGAUGUUAUUAAAAAGUUAUCAGAGAAUGGUGUAAAGGUAAUCUUAAUGAGAUGUGCAGGAUUCAACAAGGUAGAUUUAGAAACUGCAAGCAAACUAGAAAUACCAGUAUUAAGAGUUCCAACAUAUUCCCCAAAUGCGGUUUCAGAAUAUGCAUUAUCUUUAAUGCUAACUUUAAAUAGAAAAACACACAAAGCAUACAGUCGUGUCAAAGAAGGAAAUUUUGAAAUAAAUGGUUUGGAAGGUUUCAAUAUGAGCAACAAAAUAUUUGGUAUUAUUGGUACCGGAAAUAUUGGGUAUCAUUUGAUCCGUGUUUUAAGAUUGGGUUUCAAUGCAAAAGUAUUUGCAUAUGACAUUUACAAAUCCAAAGAAUGCAUAGAAUUGGGUGUAGAAUAUGUAGAUUCUGUUGAUGAAAUAUGGAAGAAAUGUGAUAUUAUUAGUCUUCACACUCCUCUAAAUCCAGAAACAAAAUAUUUAAUCAAUAAAGAAUCACUUGCUAAAAUGAAAGAUGGUGUUAUGAUAAUCAAUGUCUCAAGAGGUGCUCUUAUUAACACAAGAGAUGCUAUCAAUGCUUUAAAAACCGGUAAAAUUGGUUACCUUGGUUUAGAUACCUAUGAACACGAGGAGGAAUAUUUCUUCCAAGACCACAGCGACCAAAUCAUCAAAGAUGAAAAUCUUCAGCUUUUGGUUUCGUUUCCCAAUGUAAUUGUUUCAUCUCAUCAAGCAUGGUACACAAAAGAAGCAAUCUCUGCAAUUUGCAGCACAACCAUCCAAAAUCUAUCAGACUAUGAAAAAGGAGAAAUUAAAAAAUCAAAUUUGGUAAAUAAACCACAACAAUAA
This is a messenger RNA of Dictyostelium purpureum, 1011 nucleotides long. RefSeq lists its product as uncharacterized. Gene Ontology annotation, molecular function: oxidoreductase activity, acting on the CH-OH group of donors, NAD or NADP as acceptor; NAD binding. Lineage: Eukaryota; Evosea; Eumycetozoa; Dictyosteliales; Dictyosteliaceae. The record is from RefSeq and is a predicted model, not a curated record. Bases 7 to 1011 code for a protein of 334 amino acids. The transcript is spliced from 2 exons.